AUGGAGGUAAACGCGGCACCUCAGUUUGGCCGUGACAGACACCUAGAUGAUGAUUUAAUCAACUAUGACAGUGAUGCUGAGAAACACUUGGGCUACAAUGAAACUACAGAAGCGAUGUAUGGUGCCGAAACCGUCGUUUCGGCGAAGGCCAGCCUUGAAGCCCCAGAUGAGGAUGGCGCUCGACAUGAAGUGGACUUUUUUGAAGGUGGCGAACAAGACCAGGCAGGAAGUCCCAAACUAGAGCUGGGGACUACAGAUGAAGGACACGAUGCGAACCGACAAGCGUCCCAUGAAAUAGACUAUGAUUUCGACGAGCCUACGCACCGCGAUACGCCUGCAGCCAUCGAUAAUGGUGAUGAGAAAAGAGCUACGCCGGAGCAGCGGCAGCUGGAAGAGGUUGUUCAUGACGAGAAGGCUCAGGGACUUGGAGAGGCAGACUACAAAGCUGAUGAUCAUGAAAUAAGCUGGGAACAGGGGGACGAGCCGGUGGAGGAGGGCUUGCGAGAUCCUGAAACCUCAGCUGACAAUGGCGAAUAUAUGUCUCCAAACGAGCUAUCUACUUCCGAAACAGAGAAUCAAGCUGCUUCUGUUCCAUAUGAUGGUGAUGCGGCCAGAGCGGACGAUUCCUAUUCUGAGCAACUGGAAACAGCUGGCGAUGGAAUGGGGGACGAUGGGGACCUGCAGGAUGACGCCGAUCAAGAUCUUCUCUUGGAUCUAGAGUACUCUGAUAUCGAAGAGAAUGGGGUUCCAGCUAUUACAGUGCAAUACAGGGGUGAUGAAUUUCCAUUCUUCUCACUCUCUUCAGAAGGCUUCUUUUCCCAGCUUUCAGUUUUGGACCAUACUUUCGAUUCAGUCUUGAGUGGUUUGCGACAAGAACUGGCCAAUGAACUCCAUCCUGAAGAUGAUCUUGUAUUUCAAGUGGACGAACUUGGGCUAGAGUUUGCAGAAUCAUCACCUCCUGAAAUUCUGUGCAGCAUCAGCUUGAGGCAAAUCCUUGAGGUUUUUGAAACUUUGGUUAAGAACUGGGACCCUGAAAGCAGUCGGCCACUUUACACCUAUCUCUUCACUAGACCCAGUGUGGGUAGACGAUUCGAUUUUUUAAUUGAGAGUGCUUCUGAAGGCAAGGGGUUGGAUGAUGUUAUUCAUCUGUUCCAAUCGGCCGUACCACGCACUGCUGGCCUUGGAGAUAUCUCAGCUGGCGAGAAUUUGAGUGGCCAGUUGGACCAUGAUGACAGCUCUCGUGAAGACCGCGCGGUACAAGAUGUUGGGGACGUUUUGAGUGACCGAGAAACGGGCGAGAAAGACUUGGAGCGGCUCGUAGAUGAAGACUCACUGUCGGAUCGACAAGAAAGCAUUGGAGAGGAUUAUGAAGAGGAUGAACCUGUUAACGAGCUCGAAGAUUCUGAUCCUCAGUAUGGCAAUGCGAUGGAAGAACUGGCAGAAGUAUCCCCGCAUUUUGAUGAAGCUGUGGUCUCGGGCGCUCUCGCUCCAGAAGACGACGUUGGAGAUGGUGAGGGGGACGAUGACCAGCUACUCGGUGGCGAUUCUCAAGAUGCAGGAGACGAGGUUCGCGAUCUGAUUGACCCGGAUUUCGACGAGCCCUUAGAAGUGGCCGAUAGUAACCUAGCCGGGCCGGUCGAGCAAUCUACACAGGAUGAUCUCGGAGACGCCAAUGCAAAGUUUGGUGCCACGGAUGCCAGUACUACGACGACGACUUUGAAAGAUGAUGGGGAGGCGGCGUCCACGCCAGUAGAACUUGCGGCUCUCGAUGCCAUCAUCGACCAAACCACCGUGGGUGACCUCGUUGAGCAAGAUGAUCUCGCGGAAAUUGAUUGGGGAGAUGAAGCGGAGCCUCAUCUGCAAGACGAGGUUGGUGGAGAGGAGACAUCCGGUGCUGUAAAACGAGCCCGUGGUGACGAUGGGUUAGGUGUCGACGAUAACCAAAAUGUCAAGCGCCAACGUUCCUAG
Molecule: messenger RNA, 1968 nt
Organism: Metarhizium brunneum ARSEF 3297
Lineage: Eukaryota; Fungi; Ascomycota; Sordariomycetes; Hypocreales; Clavicipitaceae
Source: RefSeq, a predicted model, not a curated record